This is a messenger RNA of Lepidothrix coronata (blue-crowned manakin), 1563 nucleotides long. Its product is annotated as digestive cysteine proteinase 1-like. Bases 1 to 1563 code for a protein of 520 amino acids. Gene Ontology annotation, cellular component: lysosome. Lineage: Eukaryota; Metazoa; Chordata; Aves; Passeriformes; Pipridae. Gene Ontology annotation, molecular function: cysteine-type endopeptidase activity. The record is from RefSeq and is a predicted model, not a curated record. Gene Ontology annotation, biological process: immune response. The transcript is spliced from 11 exons.
AUGGAGGGGCUGGGGGGGCUGCUAAUCCUGGGGGCUGCUGUGCUGCUGGGAGCAGAGUGCAGAGGUCCUUUGGAGACACCCACAUUUGGGGACAUCUACCAUGUCACAGGAAUCAUCAGCCUGCCCUAUGCAGAGAUCAGGGAGCCUUUUGAAGCCUGGUACAACCUCACGGGGGGGAAGAGCCGCAUCGAGUACUAUGGUGGCCAAGUGGUCACCUACCAGUUUGGCUCCAUGGAGCCCUUCGGCGCCAGCUUCAAGGUGACCCCGGAGACCACGGAGACGGAGCUCAACGUCCGCAAGUGCUUCCGCAUCAACGGCACCAUCGGGGCCCUCAUCGCCCCCCAGAGCGUCUUCCCCAGCCUGGAGAACUUCAGGCGCGUGCGGGAGGAGCGGUUCCGAGGGCAGCGCUGCGCCGUGUGGCAGAACGUCUCCUACUGGGGGCACAAGAAGAACGUGUACACGCUGCGGGUGGGCAGCUCUGCCCGCGGCCCCGUGCCCCUGCACUACGAGGUGAGGGGCUUCAACAGCCUCCUGGGCUCCCACUACGACAAGUACGAGAUCGACUAUUCCUCCUUCAGCCACCGCUUCCCGCCCGGCGUCUUCCAGCUCCCCGAGGGGGUGCAGUGUGAGCAGUGGCCCACGGGCAGCCCCGAGCACCUCCUCGUGGCCAACCCCAUGCAGGAGUUUGUGGGGAGGGGGCCGGACACAGACCACGUCCACCACCGCCUCUUCCACCGCUACAAGGAGCAGUUUGGGAAGAGCUACGGCAGCGAGGAGGAGCACGAGCACCGCAGGCACACCUUCAUCCACAACAUGAGGUUCGUGCACUCCCGGAACCGCGCCGCGCUCUCCUACACGCUGGCCCUGAACCACCUGGCCGACCGCACGCCCCAGGAACUGGCAGCCCUGCGGGGCCGCCGGCGCAGCGGGGACCCCAACAACGGGCAGCCCUUCCCCGCCCACCUCUACACCGGCCUCACCCUGCCCGAGAGCCUCGACUGGCGGCUCUACGGCGCCGUCACCCCCGUGAAGGACCAGGCUGUCUGUGGGUCGUGCUGGAGCUUCGCCACCACGGGGUUUGGGAACUACGCCUGUGACGGGGGGGAGGAGUGGAGAGCCUAUGAGUGGAUCAAGAAACACGGUGGCAUCGCCAGCACCGAGUCCUACGGGCCCUACCUGGGGCAGAAUGGCUACUGUCACUGUAACCAGUCGGAGCUGGUGGCCCCCCUGGCUGGCUACGCCCGCGUGGCACCGGGCAGUGCCGUGGCCCUGAAGGCUGCGCUGGUCAAGCACGGCCCCGUGGCCGUCAACAUCGACGCCUCCCACAAGUCCUUCGCCUUCUACGCCAACGGUGUCUACGAGGAGCCCCUCUGCGGAAACGAGACGUGGGCGCUGGACCACGCGGUGCUGGCCGUGGGCUACGGGGUCCUGCACGGCAAGGGCUACUGGCUCAUCAAGAACUCCUGGUCCACCUACUGGGGCAACGACGGCUACAUCCUCAUGGCCAUGAAGGACAACAACUGCGGCGUGGCCACCGCCGCCUCCUUCCCCAUCCUGGCCUGA